AUGGCGAGAAGAGAGGCAGAGGUGAAUGACGUCGGGGACCUUGAGCCGAUCAAGUUGGAAUGGACGCCCAAGGCGGUGCCACCAGAGAAGCUUGACCGGGGAGCUCCACGGCCGCCAACACCCGAUUUUCUGAAAAACCUGAACUUUGAGACGGUUGGCGGCGGCGGUGUGAGUAGGAUCGCGAAAACCGACGCUUCGAACUUCAUGCGGCUGCUCGAGUUGAACAUGGGCUACACAAUGAAAGAGCUGGAUCAGAGAAAACGCGCUUUGGUGCUUUUGUUGCACCCCGACAAAGCCAGCACCCUUGCGCAGGAUGCAGCUUUGGAGGCGCAGGCUCGACGCGCCUACGAUGCCGUGUGCAACGCGUACGAGGCGGCCAAGAACCAGCUGUCGUGGCAAAGCCCAGCGCCGAGCGGUCCCCAUGCCGGCCCGCCUCGCACGCACCCGCCUCCAUCGCAGAGCUUCAGAUACAGAUGCGCGCACUUGGGAUGUUCCUACUUCGUCACCAUAGGAGAAUUCGGGGGAUUCUGUUGCAAGAAGUGCCAUGCAGCCUUCGUCCAUGGAACCCCGAGCCAGCAUGGCACCAGAUGCCACCGACGCAUCGCUGAGAACAGCGUCCCCAGAGCAGACCCGGUCGCUCCGGCGCAUCCGUUGGACGGCUCCUUCCGCCACGGCUCGGCAGUUGCCGGUGCCCAGAGCGGGCGCUGGGAGCUCCAGGAGUCAAGCCUCAGACUACAGUGGAGUGGCGGGGAUCCUGGCACCACGGUUCUCCGAUUCGUGGGCCAGCAGCGCUAUUCCUCGGAUGGGAUCGCAAUGGAGCUGGUGGCCGGGAAGCCGCUCCUUAGAGCGACCGGGGCGCAACAGGUGCCAGGAGUCUCGCCGAAGGAAGAGCAGGGAGAGCCACGUCGCGUGAAGCCGCGGGCACUUCUCUUCUCCUCAGUAGGCAACCAAUGUCUGUCCGUGGUGGAGACGUGGUUGCGAGAGCCGGAGGGCCUCGACUUCGAUGUGGCGCUGGUGUUCUACAAGGAAUCCUCAGCGCCAGUGCUCGACACACUGCGGCAAUGGGAGCGCUUCCCAGGCGUGCAGGUGUUUCAGCAUCAGGGCAUGAAGUGGCCGAACUUCCGGUGGUGGCUGGAGGGCCAAGGUGGUGCUGCCGCCGUGGCGGCCAAAUACGACUACAUCUGGGUAGUGGAUGAUGAUGUCCGUCUUCCCACCCAUGAGAUCGCCAAGAUGUUUGACAUACUGCGUGAGCACAGCAAGAUCGAGGUCGCGUGCCCUUCUUUCGACAAGGGAAGCGAUGGUGUGUGGCGCUUUUUCGAUGGGCAUGAUCCGCGUUUCAAGCUUCGCUAUACCAACUUCGUUGAGUGCACUGCGCCAAUCCUGAAGAGCACAAUGCUCCAGAAUCCACGGUUCCAGCCAUGCUUGCGAGCUGUUCGAACAGGCUGCUUCAUUGACUUUUGCUUCCAUCCCGCAGCUGGUGGGGGUGUGGAUGUCGUGGCAGUCAUUGAUGCCGUGCAAUGCCAUCAUCCUCCGAGGACAGCAGAUCACCCCAGUGAAAUGCGGCAGGUGCAGGCUUGGCACGACCACAAGAACGACGAUGUUCUCUUCGAGAAGGAGGGCGUGCCCAAGGAAUGGUGGUCCAUCGAGCCACGAUUCUUUCAACCGAAAGUGCUAGGUGCCAUUCCAGCGACACCAUAG
Messenger RNA from Symbiodinium sp. CCMP2456, 1698 nucleotides. NCBI's taxonomy places the organism in Eukaryota, Dinophyceae, Suessiales, Symbiodiniaceae. The record is from the annotation of a GenBank genome assembly.